Messenger RNA from Diospyros lotus (date-plum), 683 nucleotides. RefSeq lists its product as uncharacterized. The transcript is spliced from 2 exons. The record is from RefSeq and is a predicted model, not a curated record. NCBI's taxonomy places the organism in Eukaryota, Viridiplantae, Streptophyta, Magnoliopsida, Ericales, Ebenaceae. The coding region runs from base 102 to 683 and encodes 193 amino acids.
UGGAGCCUAUUACAAUCCCAUCUCCACCAGUUGUCACACAUUCUGGUUUGCUAACUAUCACAAUCUAAUUUGCUGCAUUUAGAUGUAUUGUUGAUACUAUUAUGAGUUUAUUUUCUUAUAAUGUUAGGUUUCAUAUAACAAAGUUAGAAUUCAAUCAGUUUUUGUGUCUAACAUCUUUGGCUGCAGAUGUGGAUGUGCACACCUCAUCUCGAUCAACAACUGCAGAUGUGGAUGUGGAUGCACCUGAAGGUUCAAAUGUACGCAGGAGUACUUAUGGACAACGUGCUCGGAAGGUGAAGAAACAUGCUAAGGAAAGAUUGACUGUGGAGUUCAAUUUUACUCUUAUGCAAGCUAUUUGUGACAACGCAGAGAUGUUUAAUAAUGAAAUUGGAUACAUUGUACGUAAGAAUUGUAGUUUUCAAUAUAAAGAGUGGAGAUGUGUACCUUCGACAGUUAGGGCAUCGCUUCGUCACAAACUUCUUACUGUUUUUGAUAUCAACAUUGAGGAUAAAAAUAUCCAAAAGGUUAUCGAUAAACAAAUGCAACGAGUUUGGAGAGGCCACAAAUAUAAGCUAUAUCCUUACUUCAAAGAAAUUGGAGGAGAGAAAGAUCCAAUUAAGGCCAAAAGUAAGCGCCAUGAGGAAGUGAGCCAAGAUGAUUGGGAUUACCUUUGUGAUCUUUGA